UACUUGUCAAUCUUUGUCAGGUUAGGUUAAAUUUUUUUCUCAAAUAUGCAUGAGUGUGCAUAUCAUAUACUCCCUCCGUUCGGAUUUAGAUGUCGCGACUACUUUUUUACGAAAACGCCCUCCAUCUAUUUCCGACCGAACCCGCGGUCCUUGCCCUUACUUUCUUCUCCGCCUGACCGUUGCGGUCGCUCGCCGCCGCGCUCUUCUCUGGCUCGCCGCCGAGCUCUCCCCCCUACCCCCCCCCCCACACCACCACCACCACCACCACGGAUUCCGCGCUCUCCUCCCCCACCUUAGGUGGCCUCGCCGCGCUCCUCUCCUCCUUCCCGCGGCGAACUUCCAAAAAGCUUGGACUUUUGAGUUCAAGACGGCGACAGAUUCCGUCGAUGCGAGGCCGAAGGCGCCAGAUCCAGACCACUACCAACACGACGCCGGCAGCAACCUUCCCACAAGCAGCGGCCAUGGUGUACUCGGCCUCCCUGCAAAGCUUCCUCCCGCCCUCGGCCCACGCGGCGACGUCGUCGUCCCAGCACCGGCCCAACCGUGCCCGCCCCUUCCAGUGCGCGGCCGUUUCCGCCCCGUCGUCUUCGGCCGCCUCGCCGUCGGCCUCGGCCGUCCCGGCGGAGCGGGUGGAGCAGCGCUGCAACGGGAGGGCAGGUACUGGGUGCUCAAGGAGAAGUACCGCACCAGCCUCACAAGCUCACCAAGCUGCCCAUGGAGCGGACGCCGACAAGCUCACCAAGGAGGACGUCGACGUGCGGCUCGGCCUCUUCCACCGCCGCAAGCAGCAGUGUAUGCCCCUGCUCUGUCAAGGGAUGCGUUGAAGGUUAGGAGCCUGAUGAACGAGCUGACUGCAGCCAAGACUGAGCUGAAACAAUCAAGGGAGGUGAUCAGCAACAGUAAGAAGGCUCUGCUAGACAAUGCCCUGAGCCAGCUCGACGCGUUCAAGAAUCUAAGCAAUCCAGCAAUUAACAGCAGCGGCAACAGAGGCGGGGCGGGGAAUACCAGCAGCAACAGAGGCGAGAGCGGGCGCGACCUUCGGAGGAGGGCCAGCACGGAGAGGAAGACCCUGGGCUUGGAGGAGAGGUUGAGCAGGGCCAACGCGGCGAUGAAGACCCUGGGCCAGAGCGGCGAGGAAGACCCAGCGCCGCGACGGCGUCCAAAAUUGUCCGCGGCGACGGCGGCCAAGGCGGACCAAAUCAAGGACCUAGUCGUCGAUUUACUGCUUCUUGGCACGAUUCAGAGGGAGGUGACGAAGAGGAAGAACUUUAGGAGCAAUCCCGCUGCUCAGGUAGGCGAGGGCACACCCAUGGCGGCUGCGCAGCUGGGCGGCGGUGCAAGGCGCCUCCGUGGAGGUCCUGCGCGUCUCCUCCGCGACGACGCAAGUCGUCUCCUGCACAGGCGGCUGGGUCUUGCGACGCGCGGAGACUCUCUCUGGGUGCUGAGGAGAACGGGGGAGGAAGACGGGGGAUGGUGGCCGGAGCUGGCGACGCGUGAGCGACGGUGGAGAAGUGAGGAAGGAGACGGGGGCGUUUUUUCAAACGAUUCAAAAGUAUAAGGACAUGUUUGCAAAAUGCAUAAUGUACAGCAGCCGCGACAUCUAAAUCCGAACGAAGGGAGUAUUAAAGAAGGAAAUGCAUAGAAAACCUCCACCGGCCAGGUUGGGUUAAUUUUUCAUUAAAAAAAAUACAGAUACUCACAUAGACGCAUCAUUCAUAUGUACGCACACCCUAUCCAUAGCAUCUUCAUAGAUAGAGUUGGCGUGUUAUGAGAUUGAUGAAGUCAUCAUAGUCGACUCUUUAUUGACGAAAUGAACGUUGUAGAAUUUUGGGUUAAAUUUUCUAACCCGGCAGUCCUCAUUAUUCAAAUCUUGCAAUGUUGGAUGA
Messenger RNA from Triticum aestivum (bread wheat), 1886 nucleotides. RefSeq lists its product as uncharacterized. The transcript has 3 exons. NCBI's taxonomy places the organism in Eukaryota, Viridiplantae, Streptophyta, Magnoliopsida, Poales, Poaceae. Bases 50 to 1558 code for a protein of 502 amino acids. The record is from RefSeq and is a predicted model, not a curated record.